Molecule: messenger RNA, 4147 nt
Organism: Ylistrum balloti
Lineage: Eukaryota; Metazoa; Mollusca; Bivalvia; Pectinida; Pectinidae
Product: ankyrin repeat domain-containing protein 12-like
Exons: 13
Coding region: 1-4101 (1366 amino acids)
Cellular component (GO): nucleoplasm
Molecular function (GO): protein binding
Source: RefSeq, a predicted model, not a curated record
AUGACAAAAAACACAUUUGCUCGGUUGCAACAAAGAAAGCCAAAUGUCUGGUCACCUAGAACCAAGUUCAAGUGUCAAGAAGUCUGCAUGCCUUCUUUACAAUACUCAGUGUUGUCAUUGCCGGAUAUGUCUGACAAGAAAUCACCUCCUAGAAAGGAGAAGACACUUUUUGUACGGACACCCCAAUCAGAUAGUAAAACACUGAAACGAAAACUACUCGCAACUGAAUCCAGUCCUUGUGAAGACGAAGAGACGAAAGCUACCCCAAAAAGGAAGAAGCCUUUGAAUUCUGAACCUUCACCCACUCCGUCUAAUGCCCCACCCAAUCCCAAGAAUCCAAGUGGUAUCACGUCUCCCCGCACUGGCCCUCUAUCGGAGCGUCAGCAGAUGUUGUUUCUGAUGCGACUGACUGAUGAGACAUCACAAGAUUCGACAUCUAAACCAACUUCACCUCAGCCUGUCAGUCAGAUAGGACCAAAGCGUACUCCUGGUGACAAAAAAGUUCACAAGCGCAACGAGCGGGGAGAAACGCCUCUACAUCUCGCAGCAAUCAAAGGGGACAUCAAACAGACCAAGAAACUCAUCAAAGCAGGAGCAGAUGUCAAUGUUGCCGACUUUGCUGGAUGGACAGCACUACAUGAGGCUUGUAAUAGAGGCUUUCUACCCAUUGCCAAACAGCUGUUAAAGGCUGGAGCAAAUGUCAACGUCCAGGGUCUGGAAAACGACACACCACUUCAUGAUGCUGCAUGUAACGGUCAUGGAAAGCUGGUGGAGCUUCUUCUGAAACAUGGCGCCAAUCCCCUACAGCCAAACUUGCAGGGAAAGACUCCCAUGGAUGUGGCUGCCACACCAGACAUGGUCAAACUGUUGAGGAAGGAGAUCAUCACUUCUAGUAGUGACAGCUCAAGUCUUGACGAUGCCCGCUCACCAACGUCUCCUGAGAGUAACUCAUCACUUAAAGACGAGGAUAACAGAAACACUGAUUCCGACGACUAUCUGUCAAGACUACCAAAACAAGAUGGAAGUUCCAAUCAAGCUGCACUAAGCAGCAGAAGGUCACUUAUGGCAAAGUCAGAGAAAAUGUCAUCACCCCGUCGUCUUUUUCUAAAGUUUCAGCGUGAACAAGCUGAUGAAUUUCAUGAUAAACCAUCAAAGGAACCUCAUUUUACAUCAUACAGUGUUACAAUGGGGCCAAGUGAACACAAGGAUUUUUUGUCUGUCGAUAGCCCAGUAUCGAGUGUGGACAGUGACUUGUAUGACCCACAACUUGACAGUGUUAGGACUUUGGAAAAAGUUGGAGUCAAUCUAAUGGACACUGAAGAUGGCCUAGAGUCUAGUGCAUUAGCACGAGACAGAAUAGGAUUAAGUGGUGAGCGAUUGGCACAUGCUGCGGCACUAGGUGCCGAUAGAUUGGGACAUGUUGGAAUUGGUACUGAUAGACGUGCUGGUCAUAGUCGACAUAUAGGACUUGGAGAAGACAGAAUAGGGCUUGGUGGUCUCACCGGGCAUGGGGGGCUCAAUGUUGGAGAAGGAAUGGGUCUAAUUUCAGGCCAGGGAAAUAUGUCUGGGAGUCGUGUGGUGGAGGAUCACACGCCAUUGACUAGUGUUAUAUCAGGUAGUAAAACAAAAGUGACUUCUUCCUCUAGUGUUGAACUUGAAUUAAGACUUGGUAUGGGUGAGUUUGAGAGGCUCAGUAAUUUAGAGCCAGAUGGUCAAAAUGUUGAGUCAAUAGUCAACCCAGCUCCUCCUCCUCCAACAAAAUUCCAUCAGAAAAUGAUGGAUACUCAACCUUUUUCUCCACAUUUUAGUGAUAAUGAACAGAGUGAUAGUGAACUGAAAGAUCCCCCUCCCCUCUCUAUAUCAUCUAUGUCAUCCUCAUUAUCAUCGUCACUGACAUCCUCAUUGGUAACGUUGUCACAGAGUGGGAGGAGGGGGAGUGUUGGGGAUCAGUCUACACACAUUCCGCAUAGCAGUGACUCAAAUAAUCGUACCAAGUUAAAAGAGUCUGUGUCAGAUCCAGGACCUGGUAAUGGUGUUGGACACAAGUCUCUUGUAAACACCACCACUACUACCAACUCUGUAGUCAGCACCUCCAACACAAACCCGGUAACUUCAUCUUCGUCUGCAUUGUCAUCUCUCUUUACAACUGUGGUCGAUAAAAACAUCAGUGAGUUAACUAAUUCUCAAAGUGUAGUUGUACCAGUAGUGAGUUCUUCGUCGGAAAGAUUAGGAAUGGAACGGACAGCUCCUGUCACCACUAGUACAGUGUCAUUUCCACGGAGGAACAGUGUGUCUAGUGGGAUGGUAGUGAGUAGUAUUAACGGCUCCCAGGACAGUGGAAGUGGUCAUAACAUUGGGGCGGGGUCAGGGAGUAGUGAUCCCCCCGCCUCUUCCUCAGGGCUAAAAUGGGAGUUGCGUUCUUCUUCUUCCUCGUCCUCCUCUCCUAAAAACAUUGAUGAGUGGGGCAAUUUCUUGUCCUCUUCAAAAUCAGAGGGCAGGCAGAGUCCAACUAAAUCGGAGAAAGACCAAGAUAACAAUUCUCCAAAAUCUGAUAAGGAUGGCAGGGAAAGUUACAGUAGACCAACGUCGCCAAAAGUACCACCAUUAAAAAUCAUUAUUCCUCCUAAGGCUUCAACCUCAACAGCUAACUUGGAGUCAGUUUUUGUAAAGUCACACUCCUCAAAGCAUGCACUUCCAUAUGUGAUAAAUCCCACACAGGAACAGGAAGCAGCAGCAAAAUCAUCACAAAUGAAUCAGCCCAUCCCCAUGACAACACUCCCACAGGAGUUGACUAAUCCUUCUACAAGUAGUCCUGCUUCCUCACGGCCAUCAUCGCGGGAUAGUAACACAGCAUCGAAGGAUAAUGAUAAACAAAGUGCACAAAAAGAUUCAAAUAAAGAGGAUAAAGUCUCUGUGUUAGAAAAUUGUAAACAGUCUGUUUCCGUGGAUUUUUCAGAGGAAAAUCCACAGCCUCCUUGUCUACUGACAGACAAAGAGAAAGACCAGGAAAAGGAUAAAGAUUCCAAUAGUGUCAAAAGUGGUAGUGGGAAAGAAAGUGAAAAGGAGAAAGAAAAAGUUGAGGAGGAAAAGGAAAGUACACAGCGAUCUACACGAACAUUACGAUCUCAUACACAAGCUGCCUUGCAGCAGAAACAAUCACAUGAAAAACAUCACAAAGGAGAAAAACAAGAGAAGGGAGAUAAGCAGGAAAAGCAAGGGAACAAUGAUACGCUACAAAAAGAAGAAACAACAACAGGUGUUUCAAAGAACAACAAAGAGGAGGAGGAAAAUUUAGACAUACACCCAAGAAAGCGGAAAUUACGAUCAAAGAUAGACACAAAUGCUGUGGCCCAACCUGCACCUCCAGAACCUCCUCCUCCAGUCCAACUACCACUGGUGUCCUAUGAAAAACCACCUAAUCCAUUUGAAUUGUAUCUCUCCAUAAGGAAGCAGGUGGCUAUGAAACAUAAGCAGUGGUCAGUGGUACAGCCAAAUGCCCCAAAGGGCUUUAAGGAUUACUUGAUGGUCAGCUGUAGCUAUGUCCUGCAGGGCAAUAAUGCUAGCACUCUGUCUGUUCCUAUGUUGUCUCCCCCUAACUCUGUGACGGGUACAAUGCGGGACUUGUUUGUGGAACAAGAAAAGGCAAGGUACAAACUCCGUCUACAGCACCUCAUAGAGAGGGAAAAGCUGACAUUAUCAGUAGAACAGGAGAUUAUCAGGGAACAUGGGCGUGCUGCCCGAGCCAUGGCCAAUCAGAGUCUACCAUUAAGUAUGUGUGCGUUACUUCGAGAUGAAGAAAUCUACAACACAAUUGACCCAGAACAGGUUGAAGAAAAAGAAAAGAAUGUCCGUUCUAGGUACAGUGGUCGACAGUUUCUGUCCUGGUUAAAAGACGUGGAUGAUAAAUAUGAGAAAAUAAAGGAAGACCUUCUUCUGCGACAUCAUCAUGAAGCUGAAUCCUUAUUUGCUGUGCAGAAGAUGGACUGGGAAUGGAAAAUGAAGGAAAUGAGUUUAUGUGACCACAAGAGUGCUCCUACAAUAGAUGACCUCCAUGUCCCCAUGGUUCAAGUUAAUGACGAUUUUGAGCUUCGGCCCACGUAGCAGUAUGGCAGCUUGAUAGUAGUUUUUUUUUUUUUUUUUUUUCAUC